Molecule: messenger RNA, 2324 nt
Organism: Exaiptasia diaphana
Lineage: Eukaryota; Metazoa; Cnidaria; Anthozoa; Actiniaria; Aiptasiidae
Product: acyl-CoA dehydrogenase family member 11
Exons: 15
Coding region: 156-2090 (644 amino acids)
Molecular function (GO): oxidoreductase activity, acting on the CH-CH group of donors
Source: RefSeq, a predicted model, not a curated record
UUCUGGCAUGGGUUAUAUUUGAAAUCGUCCAUUCUCGUAAAAUAUAAUCCAAGAAAACCAUUCAGAGGUUUAAUGUAGUCCAUACUGAAGACAUGAUGAUGAGAGUUGUGAAGUUUUUCACUGAAUAACUUACUAUUUUAAGUUUCUGAUGAGCGAUGAUUCGCAGUUUUCAUAAACCUCUGCAUCAAGCAAUCACGAAAGCACCGAAUUUUACGACAAUUUCAAGACAGUUUCUACUGGAUAUUAAGUAUGUUGCUGUCAGAUGCAGUUCUUCUGUUGUCUUAGAAAAACAUGCUUUUGAUGGAAAUACAAGAGGCGCUGAAAAUGUCAAGAAUUCGACGCAAGAGUUUGGUAGGUCCCGUCGAGGGACCUUCUUUCAAGACCCCCCUGAACUUGACAAUCAGUUUACGACGGAUGUUCAUCUUAAAGCUUGCUUGAAGAGAAUUCUACCUAAACAGGUUCUUGAUGAAAUUACACCAGAUCUUGUACAGUUUGGUCACAGAGUUGCAACAGAUAUCAAUGACUUGGGUAGGGAAUGUGAGAAAAAUCCUCCAACCCUUGACCACUUUGAUGCUUGGGGCCAACGAAUAGAUCACAUCAAUACAUGUAAUGCAUGGAAUCAGUUGCACGAUAUUUCAGCUAAAGAAGGCUUGAUAGCAACUGCUUAUAACAGGAAAUAUCAGGAGUGGAGUCGUAUUUACCAAACUAUUAAACUUUACCUGUUUUCACCAUCAUCUGGAUUGUACUCCUGUCCAUUGGCAAUGACUGAUGGUGCAGCAAAGACUAUCGAGGUUUGCAAGCUUACAGACACAAUCUUCCAGAAGGCAUAUGAUAGUCUUAUCAGCACUGAUCCAUGGGUAUUUUGGACAUCAGGGCAAUGGAUGACUGAGAGGCAGGGAGGAUCAGACGUAGCUAAUGGUACAGAAACACAAGCCAUUCCUCAAACCGAUGGUACCUACAGGUUGUAUGGCUACAAGUGGUUUAGUUCAGCUACUGAUGCUGACAUGUGCUUAACACUAGCAAGAAUACAACAGCCUGAUGGAUCUUUCAUCAAUGGAUCAAAAGGACUGACAAUGUUUUAUCUUGAAAUGCGAGAUGAAAAUGGAAAACUAAACAACAUUGAAGUGCAAAGACUUAAAAACAAACUUGGAACUCGGCAACUACCAACUGCAGAGCUGCUUUUAGAUGGAGCAGUAGCACAUCAGAUAAGUGAGGAAGGCCGUGGCGUCGCUGGUAUAUCCAAUAUGUUGACUAUCAGCCGUAUUCACAAUUCUAUCUCAGCUGUGUCUGCCAUGAGAAGGAUUGUCAGUCUCGCUAAGGACUACAGCCUCAGAAGAUCUGUGUUUGGCAAACGUUUGAUUGACCAUCCCUUGCAUAUGCAGACACUGGCGAGACUGGAGGUUGAAGUAAGAGGUAGUUUUCUUCUGUUGAUGGAACUCAGCCGACUUCUUGGUUUAGACGAUUGUAAAAUGGCGAAUGAAGAACAACUAAACUUGCUGAGACUUUUGACACCGAUAUCAAAGCUCUACACCGCUAAACAGGCAAUGUCGGUGACAUCAGAAGGUUUGGAGUGUUUCGGUGGCCAGGGUUACAUAGAGGAUACAGGUCUUCCUGGAAUCAUGAGAGAUGCCCAGGUGUUACCAAUAUGGGAGGGUACUACCAAUGUAUUAUCACUGGAUGUCUUACGAGCAAUACACAACACUAAUGGACAGGUACUUCGUGCCUUUCAUUCGUCUGUGUUAUCCAAGAUGGCGAGAGCUGCUAACAGCCCUGCUUUGAAAUCAUCAUGUGAUUUACUAGAUCAAGCUGUUUCAAAUCUCAUGUUGCCUGAAAACUUUGAUACCUUGUCUCAACCUCUUGCAUCAAGGGACUUCGCUUACUCAUUGGCCAGGAUUUAUAUUGGUGCGCUGUUAAUUGAACAUGCAUCUUGGGAGGAAGCAACAAUCGUGGAUGCAGAAACCGCCAAAAGAUGGUGUUUUCAAGACUUGACGCCUGUUUUAACAAACCGCAAUCAAGGUCUCUAUAGGAAUCAUAACCUGGACACUGAUUUAGUUAUGAACGGACAUCCACUCUACACUCCAAAACUGUAGAAGAUAUAUUACUGAUGCAUCACAUUAAUUUGCAUAUUAUAAUCAUAAUAAUCAUUUAUCGUCAUAUCGCCUGAAGGAUCCGGAAUCAUUUUCUUGUUCGUCUUGCGUUCCACUUGACAUAAAAAUACAAACAAUUUAUCCUUGAUGAUUUACAACGAUACUAUGGUGUAAAUUUAUAAACUUUUAUUAUUAAAAAAGUGUCAAACUAAGGGGAGAGUGUCCUGGAAAUGAAAA